GAGGGUUUAGGUGUAUAUACUUGGUUGUGGAGGGCCCGCUGGAUUUUAAUGGUACACUAUAACAUAGGAUAACGUGUUCUUUUCCCGUGGAUGUAUUCAUAUUUUUCGUUUACCUUGUGAUUGGUGAUAUGUAUUCUGAACAUAUGAAGGGAUGUAAAAUUACUUUAAUAUGUAUCCUGAUAGCGGUGAUUUACCUGCAAACAUGUGAAGGUGCUGCCCCCGUGUGGACAACGCCCUCCACAUCGACGACUAUCUCCAUCAGUGAGAACUCGGGCACCGCUGUCUCUAUCUACCAGCUGACGGCAACUGACGCGGAUGGCGACAGUAUAACAUACUCGAUAUCAUCCGGUUCGGGUUUCAGUGUCGUCGGUGAUGUAGUCUAUACCGAUACGACGUAUGACUACGAAACAACAACGUCAUACGCCUUACAGUUCAGUGCAACUGAUGGCAGCACCCCUGUGACAAGUCCUACACUGACGAUAAGUAUAACAGACUACAACGACAACACACCCACAUUCAGUCCUGCAAUCUACUCCAAAAGUAUCCCAGAGGCAUCCGCUUCAGGAACAUCAAUUGCUGCCUUGACCUGUACUGAUGCUGACAGCGGUACUAACGGAAACUGUGCUCUCAGUAUACAGAGCGGGGACGACGGCUCAGCCAAGUUUACUAUUUCCGGUACCACUCUUCAAACAACGGCAACCGCCACUGACUACGAGGCGCUCUCCUCACAGAAUUAUAUUUACAGCCUCGUUGUCAUAGCCACCGACACAGCCACUGCCGGGUCAGAUCUAACCGGAACUGCAUAUGUUUACGUCACAAUCACGGGUACAAAUGACAACACUCCUGUGAUAUCGGGUACAACACCGUCGUCCAUAUCGGUUGCCGAAAACAGCGCCGUGGGAACCACAGUGGCAUCUGUACAGGCGAGUGACGCUGAUGAUGGAAACGACGGGGUGCUCACCUACAGUAUUAUAGGUGGAAAUUCCGAGGCACGGUUCGGUAUAGGAACUACGACAGGAGAGAUAUAUCUGACACUGGCCCUGGACUAUGAGACAACGACGUCGUACUCCCUCACCGUACAGGCUACUGACGGUGGUUCACCAACAGACAGCGCCACCUCGGCAGUCACUGUCACAGUCACCGACGUCAACGACAACACUCCUGCCUGUCCCUCCUCAACCUACAUCUACAGUGUAGCAGAAACAGUCUCGUCAGGGACGACCGUGACCACACUAGCUUGUACUGAUGCCGAUGGAGAUUCCAUGACGUACACAAUAACUUCUGGCAAUUCCGAGGGAUGUUUUAGUCUGACAGGUGCUGUGCUGACCACUUCCUGCGUUCUGGACUAUGACACCGGAAGUCAGUCUUACACUCUUGCUAUGGAUGUCAGUGACGGAACCACGUCUAGCUCUGUUACUGUGUACGUAAGCCUCUCCGCCGCAAACGACAACAACCCGGCAUUUGCCUCCAACCCUACCGUCAGUCUCGCGGAGAGUACGAGUGUUGGAACAGCCGUCACGACAUACACUGCUGCAGACGCUGAUUUAUCACCCCAUGAAGUUGUGUCAUAUGUCAUCACCGCAGUAACAAACAGCGGGUCCAGUGUGUUCGCUGUGGAUGCGACAUCAGGCAGCAUCACGCUGGCCAGUACGUUAGAUUACGAGACUACCACCAGCUACGUCAUCUCAAUAACAGCUACGGAUGGUGGAGGGACAACGGCAACAGGUUCCGUCACAGUUUCAGUAACUGAUGCAAACGACAACUCCCCAAUAUUCUCUCCAUCAGCGUACGUAGUGGAAAUGGCGGAGAGCACAGCAGCCUCAGCUACGGUCGUGACCCUGACAUGCGCAGAUGCAGACGCCGCGGAUACUGUCUCUUAUUCCAUUGCUAGUGGGAAUACUGGCAGCAAAUUCUCGGUCACUGCGGCAGGGGAAAUAACCCUUGCAGCAACCAUUGACUACGACACGGAGACGACGUUUUACACACUGUCUGUGGAAGCGACAGACUCCACCACUACGGCUACUGCUACGGUUAAGAUCACAGUCACUGGUACAAACGAGGACACUCCAGCCUUCGCCACUAACCCGACAGUUUCCCUGGCUGAGAGCUCCAGAGUCGGUACCGCAGUAACGACCUACACAGCCACAGACACGGACGCCUCGCCGCACGAUAUCACUACGUACGCCAUUACGGCAGUAACGAACACCGGAAGUGCCUACUUCACCAUUGAUGCCACCACUGGAACUAUAACAUUGGCCAAAACCCUGGAUUACGACACCACAACAAGUUACCAGAUCACGGUCACUGCUACUGACGGAGGCGGCCUUGUGGGAUCAGGAACAGUGACGUUAUCGGUCACGAACGUCAACGACAAUACUCCGGCGUGUCCGUCAUCUUCCUACACGUUUACAGUGGCGGAGACAGCUUCGUCGGGAACAACAGUAACAACUCUGGUCUGCACGGACGGAGAUUCCGACACUCUAGCAUACACGAUUAGCUCCGGAAAUGCUGACGCUUGUUUCAGCCUUGGAAGUGCCACUGGAGUAUUGACAACGGCUUGUACCCUGGAUUACGACACCGGAAGUCAGUCGUACAGUCUUGCUGUUGAGAUCAGUGACGGGACUCUGUCCAGUACAGCUACUGUAGACGUCGUUUUGUCUGCUGCAAACGACAACAAUCCGUCCUUUGCGUCCAAUCCUACCGUCAGCCUCGCGGAGAGUACGAGUGUUGGAACAGCUGUCACGACAUAUACCGCCGCAGAUAGUGACUUAUCACCUCAUGAUAUUAUCUCCUACGACAUUACAGCAGCCACCAAUAGUGGAACCAGUGUAUUCACCAUAGACUCGACGUCGGGAAGUAUAACACUAUCCAGUGCUCUUGAUUACGAAACUACCACCAGCUACGUCAUCACAGUGGUGGCUACGGACGGGGGAGGCUCAACGGACACAGGUUCCGUCACGGUUUCAGUGACGAAUGUCAACGACAACUCCCCAAUAUUCUCUCCAUCAGCGUACGUAGUGGAAAUGGCGGAGAGCACAGCAGCCUCAGCUACGGUCGUCACCACAACAUGCGCUGAUGCUGACGCUUCGGAUACUGUUACUUAUUCCAUUGCGAGCGGAAACACUGGCAGCAAAUUUGCUGUAUCUGCGGCAGGAGAGAUAACACUAGCUGCAACCAUUGACUACGACACAGAGACGACGUUUUACACACUGUCUGUGGAAGCGACAGACUCCCCCACUCCGGCUACUGCUACGGUUAAGAUCACAGUCACUGGUACAAACGAGGAUACUCCAGCCUUCGCCACUAACCCGACAGUUUCCCUGGCUGAGAGCUCCAGUGUCAGUACCGCAGUAACGACCUACACAGCCACAGACACGGACGCCUCGCCGCACGAUAUCACUACGUACGCCAUUACGGCAGUAACGAACACCGGAAGUGCCUACUUCACCAUUGAUGCCACCACUGGUACUAUAACAUUGGCCAAAACCCUGGAUUACGACACAACAACAAGUUACCAGAUCACGGUCACUGCUACUGACGGAGGCGGCCUUGUGGGAUCAGGAACAGUGACGUUAUCGGUCACGAACGUCAACGACAACACUCCGGCGUGUCCGUCAUCUUCCUACACGUUUACAGUGGCGGAGACAGCUUCGUCGGGAACAACAGUAACAACUCUGGUCUGCACGGACGGAGAUUCCGACACUCUAGCAUACACGAUUAGCUCCGGAAAUGCUGACGCUUGUUUCAGCCUUGGAAGUGCCACUGGAGUAUUGACAACGGCUUGUACCCUGGAUUACGACACCGGAAGUCAGUCGUACAGUCUUGCUGUAGAGGUCAAUGAUGGGACUCUGUCCAGUACAGCUACUGUAGACGUCGUUUUGUCUGCUGCAAACGACAACAAUCCAUCCUUUGCGUCCAAUCCUACCGUCAGCCUCGCGGAGAGUACGAGUGUUGGAACAGCCGUCACGACAUAUACUGCCGCAGAUAGUGACUUAUCACCUCACGAUGUUGUCUCGUACGACAUUACAGCAGCCACCAAUAGUGGAACCAGUGUAUUCUCCAUAGACUCGACGUCGGGUAGUAUAACGCUAUCCAGUGCUCUUGAUUACGAAACUACCACCAGCUACGUCAUCACAGUGGUGGCUACGGACGGGGGAGGCUCAACGGCAACAGGUUCCGUCACAAUUUCAGUGACCAAUGUGAACGACAAUUCCCCGAUAUUCUCUCCAUCUGCGUACGUAGUGGAAAUGGCGGAGAGCACAGCAGCCUCAGCUACGAUCGUUACCACGACAUGCGCAGAUGCUGACGCAUCGGAUACUGUCACGUAUUCCAUUGUCAGCGGUGACUCCGGCGGGAAAUUUGCGGUUUCUGCCUCAGGAGAGAUAACCCUAGCAGCAACCAUUGACUACGACACGGAGACGACGUUUUACACACUGUCUGUGGAAGCGACAGACUCCACCACUACGGCUACUGCUACGGUUAAGAUCACAGUCACUGGUACAAACGAGGACCCUCCAGCCUUCGCCACUAACCCGACAGUUUCCCUGGCUGAGAGCUCCAGUGUCAGUACCGCAGUAACGACCUACACAGCCACAGACACGGACGCCUCGCCGCACGAUAUCACUACGUACGCCAUUACGGCAGUUACGAACACGGGAAGUGCCUACUUCAAUAUUGAUGCCACCUCUGGUAGUAUAACAUUAGCCAAAACCUUGGAUUACGACACAACAACAAGUUACCAGAUCACGGUCACUGCUACUGACGGAGGCGGCCUUGUGGGAUCAGGAACAGUGACGUUAUCUGUGACGGACGUCAACGACAACACUCCGGCGUGUCCGUCAUCUUCCUACACGUUUACAGUGGUGGAGACAGCCUCGUCAGGAACAACAGUAACAACCCUGGUCUGUACGGAUGGAGAUUCCGACACUCUAGCCUACACGAUUAGCUCCGGGAAUGCUGACGCUUGUUUCAGUCUAGGAAGUGCCACUGGAGUAUUGACAACGGCUUGUACCCUGGAUUACGACACCGGAAGUCAGUCGUACAGUCUUGCUGUUGAGGUCAGUGACGGGACUCUGUCCAGUACAGCUACCAUAGACGUCGUUUUGUCUGCUGAAAACGACAACAAUCCUUCAUUUGCGUCUAACCCUACCGUCAGCCUCGCGGAGGGUACAAGUGUUGGAACAGCCGUCACGACGUACACGGCCCCAGAUAGUGACCUAUCACCUCACGAUGUUGUCUCGUACGCCAUUACAACAGCCACCAAUAGUGGAACCAGUGUAUUCUCCAUAGACUCGACGUCGGGUAGUAUAACGCUAUCCAGUGCUCUUGAUUAUGAAACUAUCACCAGCUACGUCAUCACAGUGGUGGCUACGGACGGGGGAGGCACAGCGGUCACCGGCUCAGUUACAGUUUCCGUCACAGAUGUGAACGAUAACUCUCCAAUAUUUUCACCAUCAGCAUACAACGUAGAAAUGGCCGAGAGCACAUCGGCUGCAGCUACGGUUGUGUCAAUGACAUGCGCAGAUGCCGACACCGCUGACACAGUAACUUAUUCAAUUGCCAGUGGAAACUCCGGUGGAAAGUUUGCUGUGUCAGCUGCAGGAGAGAUAACACUUGCUUCAACCAUUGAUUACGACACGGAGACGACGUUUUACACACUGUCUGUGGAAGCGACAGACUCCACCACUACGGCUACUGCUACGGUUAAGAUCACAGUCACUGGUACAAACGAGGACACUCCAGCCUUCGCCACUAACCCGACAGUUUCCCUGGCUGAGAGCUCCAGUGUCAGUACCGCAGUAACGACCUACACAGCCACAGACACGGACGCCUCGCCGCACGAUAUCACUACGUACGCCAUUACGGCAGUUACAAACACGGGCAGUCCAUAUUUCUCGAUUGAUGGAAGUACCGGCAGUAUCACUUUGGCGCAAGCUCUUGACUACGAAACCACAACGAGCUACCUGAUCACGAUCACCGCUACUGAUGGAGGUGGUCUAGUGGGUACCGGGACAGUGACAGUAUCCGUGACAGACGUCAACGACAACAUUCCAGUAUGUAGUCCCUCUGCAUACAGUUCAACCGUAUCGGAGUCAUCUUCAACAGGAGACACGGUAACUACACUCUCCUGUAGUGACGGCGACACGGGUGACACCAUCACAUACUCCGUUGUCAGUGGAAACGUUGGUUCCGACUUCGCAAUUUCUGCAGCUGGAGUAGUGACACUGGCAAAUGCACUCGACUAUGACGCUGGCACUCAGGAAUAUACUCUACUGUUCGGUGUAUCUGAUGGUACCACCAUUUCCACGGCUACUGUGGCAGUCACCGUAGGAGCUGCUAACGAAGCCACGCCCACAUUUGCCUCAAAUCCGUCGACGACGCUUGCGGAAGACACCGGAAGUGGUACAGCUUUGAUGACGUACACAGCAGCAGACGCUGAUGCCUCACCUCACAACAUCGUCAACUAUGACAUCACUGCAGUGACGAAUGGUGGCACUAACUAUUUUGUAAUUGAUGAAACCUCCGGAAACAUUCAAUUGGCUCAGUCUCUUGACUACGAAAGUACCACCAGUUACCAACUGACUGUAGUCGCUACAGAUGGAGGAGGCUCAACGGGCACAGGAACUGUAACAGUAGCUGUAACUGACGUGAACGACAACACGCCUAUAUGCACUCCAUUUGCUCAUGUCCUUACCGUCCUCGAAAGUACAGCUACUAGUACGGCAGUGAUAUCAGACCUGUCCUGCUCUGAUGGAGAUGCUGGAACCACAUUGACGUACACUAUGACACAGAAUCCGGACAAUAAAUUCGGCGUGACCGUUUCCGGAUCUACAGCCUCCCUUGUUGUCAGUGCUGCCCUUGACUACGAGACAACCACAUUUUAUAACUUACAAGUGACGGUUAAAGAUGGCGGUUCUCCGGAACUCACAGCUACAGUGACUAUAGACGUCAACGUUGGGGCUGUGGACGAGGGGUCGCCUGUGUUCACAAGUUCUGGAACGUAUGCUUUGUCUGCUGGGGAAGAUACGGCUGUAGGAUCUACAUUAGUGACCGUUACGGCUACAGAUUCAGUAGAUACCGGGGAUUCCAUUUCUUAUGCAUUCGUUGCUACGUACUCCAUGUUUGAGUUGGACACGAACGCGGGAACUAUAUUACUCGUCACGAGUAUGGACUACGAGACGGCAACCAAUCAUCAACUCCUCGUGACCGCAUAUGACGGUACAACUUAUGUCACUGCCACCGUUACUAUUACUGUGAAUGACGUCAAUGAAGUUGCUGUGUUUGGAUCAUCGACAUAUACGCCGACGUUUGCCGAGAACCAAGCUGCAGGGACCACGUUGGUACAAGUAGCGGCGACUGAUGGUGAUGCUAGCACGUUUGGGACUAUCGCUUACUCGAUAUCCUCGGGCGAUGGGGCAUCCUACUUCACCAUAGACUCUUCCACGGGGGCCAUUACCGCCACGGUCGUAAUAGACUUCGAAGUUAAUCAGUACUUUUCGCUGAUAGUGCAGGCAGUAGACGGAGUUCCAGCUUUAACAGCCCAAUGCCUUGUCCAGAUCACCAUGUCAGACGAAAACGAUAAUACACCAACUUUUACCCCGACAACGUACUCCGUCACUUUAUCUGAGGACUCUGUAGUCACUACAACCGUGACCACGGUUUCUGCAACUGAUGCUGAUUCUGUAAGCAACAAUAAUAACGUGUUUGAGUACAGCACUACAUCAUCCGUACCGUUUACGGUCGGCACAACAACGGGUAUCAUAACGACAAAUGCAAUCCUGGACAGGGAAACGACUGCCAGUUACGAGAUGGUGAUCCUUGCCACUGACAAAGGCGCCACUCCUCUCACCGGUACAUCUACUAUAACCAUCUCCCUGAUAGACGUGAACGACAACGACCCCAGUAUAUCUGGUACUUAUGACACCACUAUAGACGAGGACACCGCCGUCAACACCGUCGUCUUCUCAAUCACUGCCACUGAUCUGGACUAUGAAGAAAAUAGUCAGUUAAGCUACACCAUUAAUUCUGGAAACACUAACACAGACUUCAAGAUAGAGGUGGGGACAGGCAUACUACAAACCGUUAAUGCCCUUGAUAGGGAAACAACAGCGUCAUACAUAUUAGAGGUAUAUGUUGUAGACAAUGGAGCGACUCCAAGAACAGCCAGUGUAACAUGCACAGUGACUAUCGGUGACCUUAACGAUAAUACACCAGCAUGGACAGCUGCACCUUACACAUUUACAGUGGACGAAAAUGUCGCUACGAGCACAAGUGUUGGCACUAUAGCAGCUACGGAUGCAGACACAGGGGUUAACUCGGCAAUAAGUUACAAUAUCAUAGGCUACUGGUCAGGUGGAUCGAACCCUGUAACAAUUGACACGUCAACAGGCGUGAUAACAACAAGUGCGAGCCUCGACCGAGAGAGUGUUGACACGUACGUGAUAUGGUGCCGUGUCCAGGAUUCGGGAACACCUGUUCUAUCGUCGGACACGAAUGUUACCAUAACAAUAAACGAUCUGAAUGAUAACGACCCAGCAUUUGCUAGUACAACUUACUCGGCAACCGUGACAGAAAAUACUGCUGUUGUCACAUCGAUAACAACAAUGUCGGCUACUGAUGCAGACACAGGUGUCAAUGCAGUCAUUUUGUAUUCCUUUGACACCUCUUCAACAGCCGGUGCUAGAGCAGAUCUGUAUUUGACCAUCGGUUCGUCUACAGGUCUUGUGGAAGUGAAAUCCUCGAUUGAUCGGGAAGUAGAUGCGACAUUUACUGUAGUUGUUCUUGCUGUGGAUACGGGCACCACACCUAGAACCGGAUCCACAACUCUUACGGUAACAGUGGGAGACGAGAACGACAAUUCCCCGAUAUUUUCUCCCACUUACUACAACGGGGAGGUACCGUAUACAGGUUCUUGUAAUCCCACCAUCGUAACACUGACAGCUUCGGACGCGGACGAAGGUGCAAACGCACAAUUGUAUUAUUACUUCACAACCACCAACAGUGACUUUACCAUGGAUUCCAGCACUGGGGCAGUAACUCGAUCGUCAACGCUAUCCAGUGGGAAGCUUUAUACGGCAUACGCGUAUUCACACGACGGAGGGACUCCACAGUUAACAACUAGCACCAGCGCUACGAUAAGGAUCGAUGCUUAUACCCCGUCCCUUGUUGUCAUUUCGUACUACUUAGGGGUUAAUAAAACCUACUAUGAGUCGGUAGAAAGUACUUUCAUUAGUCAGUUGGAUGCGGUGUACCAGGUGACCUAUUCAUCAGCCUCAGUAAAGCGAUGGUGUAUCGUCGAAUCAUCAGGGAGUGCGAUUAUUGUGCACAUGUACGUGCUACAAGACAAUACAACAGAUUCUAUUGGUAACAUUGGCGCAGAGAAAGUUUUCCUGAGUGCAUCGUCAGCCCAGGGAUUUGUAGCAUCGGAUACCGCGGGUACCCCAUCCUCCAGUGUAAUAGGGACGUCGUGGGACCCCUUCGCUAUACAGAAGAUAACACUUUACGAGACGAGCACGGCUGAUACUAGCACACCUUGGAUACAGACGGCUACUGGAAUUGCUGUGACCACGAUUUGUGUUCUCAUUGGAGUGGCAUGCAUCGCCAUGACUACGAUUAUGAUUAUCAAAUACCUCAGGGCAAGAAAAACCGCUGCAAAAGCAGCCGAACCAAGGGCGGAAGUGACAGAAACAAGCAACAACAAUACCAAAAGCUGGUCCGAGAAGCCACGCCCUCCUCCAUAUUCACGUGCAGGACGGCGGGAGCAAGCAAAAGCAGCUGCAGCAGCCUCGGCUCUGACAAGCAAAAAUCCAAACAAGUCUGCAUUUGUCAGUGAACCAGGCGGAGACAUAAAUUCCUGGCAGAAAAACAACGAUUUUAUUGUUACUAAUCGAGAGUUUGAUGGUCGUGCUGUUGAUCAAGCGUCCGGACAGGUUUAUGAAUAUAACACAAAGACAAAUGAAAGGCAAUGGAUUAAAAGACAGAGCGGUACUCCGGUCAAAAUCGAUUUGGGGAAAGUUGCAGAUGGAUUAGAUAUCUGACAAUUUCCGUCAAUAGCUAUACUGUUUUAAUCAUUCCAUGUGUUUACAAGAGUCGUAAUUGAUCAUUUCACUAAUUUUAUAUUUAUUUUCGAAAGUGUUUUAUUUUGUUUUGGUUAACAAUUUUAAGAAUCUAUAUUUUACGUUUUAAGAGCACUUGUUUUAUAUUUAUAAAAGAAUCUGUUAAUAAUUAUUUCCUUAAUAUACACAAAUUCUUGUAAAUAGUUGUUAUUGACUGUGUUAAUAUAUUUUAUCUGGUUGUACCAUAAUCUCGUCGACUAGAUCAAUGUAUCAUUGUUAAAAGCUUUUAAGUACUUAUUGUGACAUUAAUGUCAUUUUAUCAUCCUGAACACUUGUAAAAAACAUGUUAAUUGCUUUGUGCCACGGUAAACGAAACCCGUCUCAUUAUAUAUAACACAUGCCAAAAAAUGUUUACGUCAAACAAUUAUGUAUUAAGUAUGACUGAGAAAUUUCGUUUUCUCGUAGCCAUGACAGUAUACGUAUUACUUAUAUUUGUACUUUGGUUUGAUACUGUUUUCGUAGUAUUGUAUUUUGUACAAUACAAGUUACUAACUUUUUUACGAUCCUUAAUCGUUUUCUUUCGUAAGAUACAAUUUUAAUCACAUAGGCGAUAUUGUUUAUGUUAUAUCAUAUUUGUGUUAAUCUUGCAAUAAGAAAUUAUAAUGGUUUUUUUAGCGUUCUGUCAUUUUUUUGACCAAAAUGUAUAUGAUUUGUAGUCGUUAUGGCAAAACGUGGGCUGAUGUAACGAUUAGAAACCCAGUGUGCUGUACUUUUGUGUAUCGUUAUUGUUUGGACCGGACACGUAAUGAAAAAAUCCCAUUGCAUAUGUUCACCUGAUUUCGUUUUUGUUUACGGAAAAUCAAAUUAAAUCAGAACAGUAUGUUGACAAAACGUGUAAUGCAUAUUACCGUUAAGCAGGCUGUGACGUCAACAUCAAUUAGAACAAUUAUUCAAGCUAACAAAUUUACAUAAGUGUCACGACACUUGUUUUUGUUUCCUUUUCUGUUCUAUAAAACAUGUACUUCGAUGUAUUGUCAAACAAAAUUUGAAUAAAACAAAGUUUAAACCAAUAACAACAAAAUUGUUUAGCAAAGCUCAAACAUGUUUCUCUUUAUACAUUAAAUCAAUUAAAAACAUAUCGUAUCAUGUUUAUAUUAAUCUAGACUUUUGAUUAUUUUUGAGGUUGUGCUGCGGAAUAUUAUUUCCGCAGAUGUUGUUUCUAGAACAAACCACGAAUUGUUUAUACAUACCGUGAAUUACGGAGAAUACCACACUCGUAGUGUUAUAAUGUUUGAGUCGUGUAAUUAUGUGUUGUAAUACAGGGUUCAGGGUGCACAAGCUUACAUCACCUAUAACAAUCGUCUGUCCAUAUAACAAUGUAACAUGUUUUUUUUAUAAUGAAAUAUGUCCAAAAUUGUAUUUAAAGUAUAUGACUAAAACGAUGUUUUGAUAGUGAUGUUCAAGUUUAUAUCUACUCAGGAAUGUAUUUCUAUUCAUAAAACCAAAAUUGUUAUUUUUACCUCACACAAAAUCACUUUUAGUGCUUUUCAUUCUAUUCAUUUUUAUUGGUUUACAAGUUAAACCUGUAUUAUCGUGUUAACUAUUUUCAACUUUUUAGAAUAUCUUACCUAUAAUAAUUGGUAUAUUAUUUUCAAAAAACAUCUUGCUAAUUUUCUUUGAAAGUGUUCAAAAUGGUUUUGAGAAUGGUAUUUAAUGAAUAUCAAAGAUAUACCGUUCAAAAUAUAGGACUAUAUUUUCAGGUUUUUUAAAUUUUUCAAUUGUUUGUUUUAUUUAUUUUUUUAGAACAAAGGUAUAUCAAAAUUCCGCAUAAUGACAGCUACAAUGUAUCUCAAAAAUUAAGAUUGUGUCGUUGAACUUUUAAUGAGUCAUUAUUAUUUGCCAGAUUUAUGUUCUCGUAGGUGCGCUAACAUCUGGGCCAGCAAAAAAAAUAUUAUAAGUUGAGAUAGUUUGUUUCAUUAUUGUUGUAAAAUAAACAAAGUUAAUAUAUUGUACUUCUUUAUUCAAAUAUCAGAUUAUGAUACCAAGAUGUCCUUUAUAAACGGGAUUAACGAUAUCAUGAGAGACUUCUAAUGAGAAAAAAAUAUAACAUGCAACAGGAUGAAACGGUGAAAGAUAGUUUGUUUAAAAUCCAAAGGAUUGUUUAGAGGUCUUCAUUUCUCAUCAAACUAUGCAUAGGUUCUACGUCUGCAUUGUAUGUCCUUGGUAUACUUAGCAAUUUUCUCUAACUUUUUAGUCUUUUAUAUUUUAUUCAAUUAUAUGUUUUAUUUCAAAAUAAUUGAGUUUGAACUUAAACUAGUCUCAGCGUACAACUAUAUAUACUUUACCAUUCUCUCUGUAGAAAAACAGCUAGAACUGUUUAUAACGAUGCAAAUAUAUGCUGAAAUGGCGUGCGUAUAUCAGAGUCUAGACUCGAAAGUGCUGUUAGUUAUGUCUUUGUUACUGUUAUUUUAUACAUUGUCUCUAUAAAUUGUUGAUAUUCUACCUAUCAUGUCUACCUAACCAGACGUCUUUCAUCAUGGUUCUGUGAUACAAAUUGUGUGUUAGAAAAUGUAAGAUGGACCUUUUUCUCAUUUUGAUUUGAUUUAUUUUUACUUGACUUUAUGAUCACUUUAAUAUGAUUUCAUUUUUUUAUUAAA
This is a messenger RNA of Mizuhopecten yessoensis (Yesso scallop), 12712 nucleotides long. RefSeq names its product cadherin-23-like. The transcript has 54 exons. Gene Ontology annotation, molecular function: calcium ion binding; cadherin binding. Lineage: Eukaryota; Metazoa; Mollusca; Bivalvia; Pectinida; Pectinidae. Bases 129 to 10037 code for a protein of 3302 amino acids. The record is from RefSeq and is a predicted model, not a curated record. Gene Ontology annotation, biological process: homophilic cell-cell adhesion. Gene Ontology annotation, cellular component: catenin complex; plasma membrane.